Molecule: messenger RNA, 6061 nt
Organism: Pipra filicauda (Wire-tailed manakin)
Lineage: Eukaryota; Metazoa; Chordata; Aves; Passeriformes; Pipridae
Product: sodium channel protein type 5 subunit alpha-like
Exons: 27
Biological process (GO): sodium ion transmembrane transport; membrane depolarization during action potential; neuronal action potential
Cellular component (GO): voltage-gated sodium channel complex; axon; plasma membrane
Molecular function (GO): protein binding; voltage-gated sodium channel activity
Source: RefSeq, a predicted model, not a curated record
GUGGAAGAAUCUACUAAAUGCAUCCUAACACCAAACUAAGCACACUGGAAACAAACCUUCAGAAGGAAAAAUGGAUCGCUUGUCUUGGUCAUCAGAAACUAACAGCUUUCGACGUUUCACCCCUGAGUCCUUGGCUGCAAUUGAGCAAAGAAUUGCUGAGAAAAAAAAGCAGCCAGACAAAGAAAAAGAGAAGCAUAAGGACCAAGGAGUUGAAGAACAACUUACUCCCCAGCUUGAUCUGCAAAUCUGCAAAAAGCUGCCAUGUCUUUAUGGGGACAUUCCAUCAGAGCUCAUUGGGGAGCCCCUGGAGGAUUUUGAUCCAUACUACAGUGACCACAAGACUUUUAUGGUGCUUAAUAAAAAGAGGACUAUUUUCCGGUUUGCUGCCACACCUGCCUUGUGUAUAUUUGGUCCUUUUAAUCCAGUCAGAAAAGCAGCAAUUAAAAUUCUGACCGAUUCAGAUUUUGUUGCCUUUAUUAUAUGUACCGUGUUACUCAAUUGUGUGCUUAUGACUGUACGUCAGCUCCCACCAAGACUCAGGUGGACUGAAUGGUUUUUUACUGCCAUAUAUACUACUGAAAUAUUGAUAAAAAUAGUAGCAAGAGGAUUUGUUUGGAAUGAAUUUACCUUCCUUCGAGAUCCGUGGAACUGCUUGGAUCUUUCUAUUAUUAUCAUAAUGUACGUUACUACGUUUAAAAAAAUGGGCAAUGUUUCAGCUCUUCGAACUUUCAGAGUACUGAGGACUUUGAAAGCCAUUUCAGUAAUACCAGGUUUGAAAAUCCUGGUAAAUUCAAUUAUUGAAUCUGUUAGGAAACUUGCUGACGUGUUGAUCUUGACUGUAUUUUGCUUGAGUAUAUUUGCCCUAAUAGGCCUCCAGCUUUUUAUGGGCAAUUUAAGAUUCAAAUGUGUCCUCAAAAAUACUGAGUACAAUGACUCAUUAUGUAAGGAUCCCAAGAUCUAUGUACCAAGUGAUGAAGAUAUCUGCCACAGAAUGAAUGGCUCUUCUGACAUAUUGCUCUGUGGGUUCAGUUCAGAUCCCGAGAAAGAGUGCCCAGAAAACUAUACCUGCCAGAAGAUUGGGCAGAAUCCUGACUUUGGUUAUACAAGUUUUGAUCAUUUUGGCUGGGCCUUCCUCUCUGUAUUCCGUCUGAUGACACAGGAUUCCUGGGAGCGUCUCUACAGACAGACUAUCCGUACAUCUGGAGUGACCUCCUUUUUUUUUUUUAUGGGAGUCAUCUUUUUCUGCUCAUUUUAUCUCUUCAAUCUGAUCUUGGCUGUAGUAACUAUGGCAUAUGAAGAGCAAAACAGAUCUAGUCUUGCUGAAACAGAGACCAAGAAAAAACUACUUCAGGAAGCCCAAGACAUUUUAAAGAAAGAACAGGAGUUGGCUGCAACAGAAAGCAGUAAGACCUUGCAGGGUGGGUCUGAAAUACCAGUUGAUGACUUGACAAAUUCGAAAGGAAAUGAGAUUAAUGAGGAAACACUUAUUUUAAGACAAAAUGUAAUUUUAGGUGAUCAGGAGAAAGAGGAGCAAAUAUUUCAUUCACAGCCUGGUCACUGCCACAAGAAGCUUAGGAAGAUCCUGCUGUCCUAUGAUGUGUCAGUGGACUCUAUUAAUGAUCCUUACAGAAGACAGAGGUUAAUGAGUGCAGCCACUAUUCUUACAGACUUUUCAGAGUCAAAAGUGAAACGUCCUGCAUUGUGGAAACGUUUUGCUUCAAAGUAUCUAAUUUGGAAUUGUUGUCCACUCUGGAGAGCAGUCAAAGAGAAGGUGAAAUUGGUGAUUUUGGAUCCAUUUGUUGAACUCUUUAUCAUGGUUUGCAUUAUCUUGAACACCUUAUCCAUGGCUAUGGAGCACCCUGGCAUGUCUCCAGGAAACAGAAAAAUGAUUACUAUAAGUGACCAGGUCUUCACCCUGAUUUUUACACUAGAAAUGAUCUUGAAAAUCAUUGCUCUAGAUCCUUACUACUAUUUUCAGAACAAGUGGAAUGUUUUUGAUAGCUUGGUUGUUUUGAUUGGCCUAGUGAGCUUUGGAACCAAUCUGUCACCUUUCAGAGUGAUCAGGAUCUUCAAAUUGGCAAAGUCCUGGCCAGCCUUAAAUACUCUUGUGAAAAUAAUUCUAAACUCAUGUGGUGCUCUGAGUAACCUCACUCUGGUUUUGGCUAUCACUGUAUUUAUUUUCGCUGUACUAGGAAUGCAGCUUCUGGGCAGUGAUUAUGAAACAAACUUCUGUAAUAUAAGCACCACUGAGGAUUUACGCUGGCAUAUGAAGGAUUUCAGUCAUUCAGUCCUGAUUAUAUUCCGAAUAUUAUGUGGAGAAUGGAUUGAAACGAUGUGGGAAUGUAUGGAAGUGGCUGGAAAAGAGAAAUGUAUUACAAUUUUCAUGCUAGUCCUGGUGAUAGGAAACCUGGUGGUGGUCAACUUGUUCAUUGCCUUGGUGAUGAGUUCAUUGAAUACUGAUACCUCAGGAGGACAAGAGGAACCUGGAGAAAGGACUAAAUGUCAGAUUGCCCUUGCACAGAUUCACCAGGGCCUGAAGUCUUUGAAAGACAGAAUUCUGGAUCCUUGUGGCAGAAAAAUGAAAGGAAGCCUCAGAAAAACAGAUAAAAAGAAGACUUUGGAAGAAAUUUCUGGCAAAAACAUAGAGGAUAAUAAUUGUGUCUGUGUUCCCAUUGCAAAAUCAGAGAGUUACAGUGACAAAAGUGAUGAUGAGCACUCUGUAGUCACAGAAACAGAACACAGAAAACAGGGAGACAGAUUACGACACAGAGAACAGCGGCAGAAUUCAAGCAGCUUCAGUCAGAUUUCUGAGACUCCUGAAACUAUAAGUGUUUUCACAGUAACACAUGAAAAGCAAGAGCAAAAAGAGAAAUGUGGUGCUGCUCACAGCUUUUCUGAAGCCAGCAGUGUGGAUGCAGCUGUUGGUCUGGAGAUGUUUUUCCAGACUGAAAAAUCACACCUGCCUAAGGACUGUUUUGGAGAAAAUUGUGGUAAAUGUUUCCCAUGUUGUGUAGUGGAUAUCACUAAGUUUCCAGGCAGAAGGUGGUGGAACUUCAGGAAAACCUGCUACCGAAUUGUUAACCAUAGCGGGUUUGAAUAUUUUAUGGUUUUUGUGAUAGUAUUGAGCAGUGCAGCACUGGCAUUUGAAGAUAUUCACCUGCAGGAUAGAGAAAAAGUGAAAAUGAUCCUAAAUUAUGCUGAUAAAAUAUUUAGCUACAUCUUUUUGAUGGAGAUGCUUCUGAAAUGGGUAGCUUAUGGAUUGCGCAGUUACUUCACAAAUUCCUGGUGUUUGCUUGACUUUGUCAUUGUAUGUCUGUCAUUUGUUUCCUGGGCACUAAAUCCUGAUCCCACAGUUGUAUCACCUUGUUCCUCUGGAAGUGGCCUGAAAUCUCUCAGGACUCUUAGAGCACUGAGGCCUCUACGAGCUUUGUCAAGAUUUGAAGGGAUAAAGGUUGUUGUCAAUGCACUCCUUGGAGCUAUCCCCUCAAUCUUCAAUGUUUUGCUCGUCUGUGUUGUCGUUUGGCUCCUAUUUAACAUUUUAGGAGUAAAAUUGUUUGGGAAAAGAUUUUCAAAGUGCAUACUCCAGGAAGGAGAUAUCCGUGCCAUUAAUAACAGAAAUAAUUGUAUAUCCUGUGGUGGAAAUUGGACAAAUUCUCCUGUAAACUUUGAUAAUGUUGGGAUGGGAUACUUGGCUCUGCUCCAAGUGGCAACUUUUAAAGGUUGGAUGGAUAUUAUGUAUGCAGCAGUGGAUUCACGUCAGAUGAAUGAACAGCCAAAGUUUGAAGCAAGCUUGCACAUGUACAUAUACUUUGUGGUUUUCAUUAUUUUUGGAUCUUUCUUCAUGCUGAACCUUUUUAUUGGAGUGGUUAUCAACAAUUUUAACGAACAAAGGAAAAAGAUAAGUGGAAAGGAUCUAUUUUUGACUGAGGAACAGAAAAAGUACUAUAAUGCCCUAAAAAAACUUGGAUCCAAGAAACCUCAAAAACCCAUCCCAAGACCAUCGAAUGCGUUCCUGGGAUUGCUGUUUGAUAUCGUAAUGCACAAAGCAUUUGACAUCAUCAUUGUCAUUUUCAUCUGCCUAAAUAUGUUUGUUAUGAUGGCAGAAAAUAACCAGGAAGGCACCAAGGAAGUUCUUAAUAAAAUCAACUACUUUUUUGUGGCUGUAUUUACAGCAGAAUGUGUCAUAAAAAUGCUGGCCUUAAGACAGCAUUACUUCAAAAGCGGCUGGAACUUAUUUGAUUUUAUUGUUGUGGUCCUUUCAAUAGUCAGUAUUGGAGUUUCUGAAGCCUUUCAAAAAUUCGUCUCUCCUACACUUUUGAGAACUAUUCGUUUGGUGCGAAUUGGCCGAAUCCUGAGAUUGGUUCGAAAAGCGAGAGGACUUCAAACCCUUCUCUUUGCAUUACUGAUGUCUCUUCCUGCAUUGGUCAACAUUGGCCUUUUGCUUUUCCUGAUUAUGUUCAUUUAUGCCGUUGUGGGCAUGGCAAACUUUGCCUGUCUUCCCUGGGAAGGUGGGAUUGAUAACAUUUUCAACUUUCAAACCUUUUCUGGUAGCAUUCUCUGUCUCUUCCAAAUUACAACAUCAGCUGGCUGGGAUGGUCUUCUGGCCCCUUUGUUAAAUGAAUCUGAUACAUGUGCUCCCAACUUAAAUUUAAAUGUGACAGAUAAAACUACUUGCAAAAAUAGACCAUUUGGUAUUUUUUAUUUUGUAAGCUAUGUCAUUAUAUCAUUUCUCAUUGUUGUAAAUAUGUACAUAGCUGUCAUUUUAGAGAACUUCAAUGUUGCCACCGAAGAAAGCACAGAUCCUCUUUGUGAGGAGGACUUUGAUAUGUUUUAUGAGACCUGGGGAAAAUUUGAUCCUCUGGCAACACAGUUUAUUGACUAUUCUGCUCUUUCAGACUUUGCAGAUGCUCUGGCAGAACCCUUGCGCAUUCCAAAGCCCAAUAACAUCCAGCUCAUAUCCAUGGACCUCCCUCUAGUGAGUGGAGAUAAGAUCCACUGCUUGGAUAUCUUGCUUGCUUUCAGUAAACGAGUCUUGGGAGAAUGUGGAGAUUUUGAUACACUUAAAUUACUGAUUGAAGAAAAAUUUGUGGCUGCCAAUCCAUCAAAAAGAUCUCACAGGCCAAUUUCUUCUACAUUUAAGAGAAAACAAGAGGAGGUAUCAGCAGUUAUUAUCCAAAGGGCCUUCAGGAGGUAUUUGAUACAGCGUUCUUUCAAAAAUACAUCUUUCUUAUGCCGUCACAGACAGACCAGUGCUGUCUUUGGAGAAGAAAUGCAGGAUUAGCAAAGGCUUAUUGUAUCAAUGCUUAAUGAAAGUAGUGGCAGGAAGAUACAUAAAUCACGGCCUGUUUCUUCCACAUCUCUCCCUUGACUUUUUGAUGCUGUUGCUGAAACAAAUAAGCUGGACACAUAAGAUUAUCCAGGCCACAGCAUUUUUGACAUUUAAAGUAAAGUCACUGAUUUUCAGAUGGAGACAAUGUGUGAAUCCCAGAGCAUAAUACUCUGAAUUUAGAAUAAUGAUGGCAGCCUUCAAGCAUUGUGAUUGUUCAAAUUUGCAAAUUCUCCCUAAAAUGAUUAAGAUCUGAACAACUAUGUCAUAAAUAUUGGAGAAAAAUCAAACCAUAGAACUUUUUUCUCAGCUAGUGGAGUAGGUGGGUUAAUUUUUUCACCUGCUAGUUUUGUCCUAGUUCGUGUGUUUAUGGAAGAAAUUCUUAAAAGGUCAGUUGUAAGCACAGAUUUAUAAACACACAAGGCUCUAGAAUAAUGUAAAUCUCUUUAGAGAUAACCAAUAUUUCCAACUAGGCUUUAUUGUAGCAAAAUGAAAUAAUUACUGCAUUUCUGUAAUAGAGCUGAUUCAGGACACUCGAGUAUAAUCAGCCUCUGACUUUGAUGGUUUUGAGACCAUCCUCCUCCUAGCAUGUUUGGGUGGAUUUGUUUAUGCUUAAGAAUUUUGGAGGUGUCUUUAUAUGUGCACCUAAAUGGAUUUAAGAGAUCAUCCUCAGUUACCUGUGCUUGAAAGUUCUAUAUAAUUUGUUCUUUGUAUCAUUCGGUGUAUGGAAAUUGU